AUGAUGGCACUUGCUUCUCCGUCCUUUGCAAGGUCUUGCAAGAAACAUUAUAUGAAGGUGUCUAGUAAAAACUUGCUGGCCUCAAAGAACAAACAGGGAGGUAAAGUGGGAGCAACCCCUAGGGGCCUCGGUCAUUCAUUGGACGCCGAGCACGUCACUCUUUGCGUCUGGACGAAUGAGGGUGGAGCUCAAGAGGAGGGCACGUGGCCCAUUGUUGACGCCUCCGGCCCCGCCCACCGUCCUGCGGCCGGUGGCCUCACCCGCCGCGGCCAGCGUCGCCCGAGGGGAGGCCUGGGUGGGCCGCUCCCCACGACCGCCCCCUGCCCUUCCCGUCCGGGGCCUCCUCGGGCACCGCCACCGACUGCUGUCCCCCUCGGCGGCCACCUCACGCCGGGCCCCGUUGCCCUCGGCCUCCCGUCGACGGCAGCGGGCAGCCUCUGGCGUCACCGCAGCCCCGUCUGUCGCCUCCCCGGUGAGGUACUCCCUGGUGCCAUGUCCGCCUCCGGAGAUGGAGGCCAGGCCCCGGGUGGCCAGGAGAGCCCCAUGGAUGAGGCGGGGGCCCCGGCGGCCGGAGGGGCCAACGAGGUGGCCGGCGGCGAGGCGGGGGCCGGCAGUGAUGGAGUAGCCAGGGGCGAUGGGGUGGCCGCUGGAGACGGAGUGGCUGGUGGCGAUGGGAUGGCCGGAGACGAAGCGGUCGGUGGCGACGGGGUGGCCGGAGACCGAGAACGGGUGGCUGGAAACGGAGAGGCAGUAGCCGGAGAUGGAGACCGGGAGGCCGGAGACGAGGACAGAGUGGCCGGCGGAGAUCGGGUGGGCGGAGGUGGAGUGGCCGGCGGAGAAUGGGUGGCCGGAGAUGGAGACUGGGAGGCCGGAGACGAAGACAGAGUGGCCGGCGGGGAUUGGGUGGGUGGGGGUGGAGUGGCUGGAGGAGACUGGGCGGCCGGAGGUGGAGACGGAGCGGCCGGCGGAAACUGGGGGGCCGGAGAUGGAGAGGCCGGCGGAGACGGGGAGGCCGGAAACGAAGUGGCCGGCGGAGACUGGGUGGUCGGAGCAGGAGUGGCCGGUGGAGACGAGGUGGCCAGAGGUGGAGACGGAGGGGCCGGAGGCGGAGGCGGAGACGGAGACGGAGGGGCCGGAGGCGGAGACGUGGUGGCCAUGGGCAACAGAGUGGCCGGAGGCGGAGUGGCCGGAGGCGGAGACGGAGUGGCUGGAGACGGAGUGGCCGGCGGUGGAGACCUGAUGGCCAUGGGCGACAGAGCGGGCGGAGACGGAGCGGCCGGCGGUGGAGACGGAGCGGCCGAUGGAGGAGACGGAGCGGCCGAUGGCGGAGACCGAGUGGCUGGAAACAGAGUGGCCGGUGGUGGAGACGGAGCGGCCGAUGGAGGAGACGGAGCAGCCGGUGGCGGAGACAGAGCGGCCGAUGGCGGAGACGGAGUGGCUGGAGACGGAGUGGCCGGUGGUGGAGACGGAGCGGCCGAUGGCGGAGACGGAGCGGCCGGCGGUGGAGACAGAGCGGCCAGUGGCGGAGACGGAGCGGCCGAUGGCGGAGACGGAGCGGCCGGGGACUCCGGGCCCCACCCUGCCGAGGCUGCCGUUUCGGCUGCGCCUGCGGAAGGCCUCAGGGAGGAGGCGGUGGGCCCCGAGGGCGGGAACGCCUUCGAGGCGGGCGAGGACUCGGACUUCGGGCCGGCAGACGAGGACGGGGCGGAAGAGCCGGAGGCCGCCGGGGACGUAAUUGUGGACGCCCACCAUUUCCCAAUGGUGGGCUUCCGCUUUACGUUCCUGGACCUGGUGCAUUCGCUGCUACACCUCGUCCACUACAACAACCACGUCCUCGUGCGGCCCCGGCCUCUGCAGCUCAACGUUCCCCCUGCGCCCCCAGCGGCGACCGCGGCCCACGAGUCCCAGGGCUCAUCGUCGUCGUCAGAGGAGGAGGCUACCUGGGAGACCGCGGAGGAGCCUGACGAGGAGGAGCCGGCAGCCACAGAGGGAACAACAAACUAUCAGCAGGAAAACUCUGAUAAGGAGGCGCAAGUCUCGGAGAGCGGGGAAGAAGAGACGUUUAACAGACAACAAGAAGGAUCUCACUGAAAAGCAUUUGGACCCACCACAGAACAGGCCCAAAAAAUCCAGCUGGGAGGAACAAAACGAGAUGAAGAAAGAAGAAAGAAUCUGUCCACUGUUUCCGGUUUCUCAUUUUUUAGAAGCGCAUGGGAAUUUUAUUAACACUGACGUCAUUCCAAACCGCAUCCCCCAAAGAGCGAUAUCCCAUGAAAUCUGCCUUUUCUGUUACACUUGACAGAUACGUUUGACAGCAUGUGUUCUCAUCAAAAAUAAGUUUGUUUUAAAGUAAUAAACUGGAAGGAAGGCAGAUUUUAUUUAGAUAAAUCAUUUUAACUCCAAUCUCUCUUUUAUUUUACCUCUUUGUUUUGACGCACCAUGCCUUCAUUAAAAGGUAUCACUGCCUACCA
Messenger RNA from Panthera uncia (snow leopard), 2471 nucleotides. RefSeq lists its product as uncharacterized. The coding region runs from base 1 to 2091 and encodes 696 amino acids. The transcript has 5 exons. The record is from RefSeq and is a predicted model, not a curated record. NCBI's taxonomy places the organism in Eukaryota, Metazoa, Chordata, Mammalia, Carnivora, Felidae.